Messenger RNA from Myzus persicae (green peach aphid), 819 nucleotides. RefSeq lists its product as uncharacterized. The transcript has 2 exons. The coding region runs from base 214 to 651 and encodes 145 amino acids. The record is from RefSeq and is a predicted model, not a curated record. NCBI's taxonomy places the organism in Eukaryota, Metazoa, Arthropoda, Insecta, Hemiptera, Aphididae.
CUUUAUAAUUGUGCCUAAAAAUUAAUAUUAUUCAAUAUAAAAUUAAUUAUUAACAGCCAAAUUUAAAGCCCGAUCCACACCGAGAAAUAUUUGAAGGCAACAUAUGUUUCUGACAUCGUCACUGACAAAUUUUUCGAUGGUCUGGGCGGGGCUUAAGAGUUCCUUAGCCAUAAAUUACAUCAAAAAUUCCGCUAAAUCAGAUUUGUCUGUGCAAUGUGCAAAGGCCAAACUAAUGUUAAGUUAAACUCUGAAAUGCGUGAUUUGGCUAACACAAAUACUUAUAGUAAUACACAGAAAACACAACCCAAAACAUGCCAAGAACUAUGGAGAAGGUGUGAAGUAUUGGGUUCGUCAAUAAACCCAUUGGAGAGAAUCAAAUAUCAAGAAAGUGGAUGCUGUCUCUUAUCACCUAUACCUACUAUAGAUGGUUUUAAACUAUUAUCCGAGCCAUUGUUUUCCAGGAGAACAACAUUUGCACUUUAUAAAGAAGUGUUCCAUGUGGAUCAAAGAUGUACGUGUAUGCAAUUCAAUGGUAUUGAAGAAGAAUGUAAACAUCCGGAAUGCAAACAGAAUUUGAAGUGCUUAAGUUUACCCUUAGCAACAUGUUCACCAGCUGAAAAUUGGAAAAAAUAUUAUGGACAAACUUCAUAAUUUUUCAUAUACUGAUUGAACAAUAUUUAUUAUAUAAUUACUUCAUUGACCAUUGUAUAAUCAUUGAUAAUUGUAUGAUAUAGUUAUACAAUUAUAGUAUAAUUAUUGAUUAUAAAAAAAGUAAUUAUAAUAUAUAUAUAUAUAUAAUAAAUAUUAUUUCAUAAGUGU